Hyphopichia burtonii NRRL Y-1933 is the source of this 1775-nucleotide messenger RNA. RefSeq names its product bifunctional choline kinase/ethanolamine kinase. Gene Ontology annotation, biological process: phosphatidylethanolamine biosynthetic process; phosphatidylcholine biosynthetic process. Gene Ontology annotation, molecular function: ethanolamine kinase activity; choline kinase activity. Gene Ontology annotation, cellular component: cytoplasm. Lineage: Eukaryota; Fungi; Ascomycota; Pichiomycetes; Serinales; Debaryomycetaceae. The coding region runs from base 70 to 1773 and encodes 567 amino acids. The record is from RefSeq and is a predicted model, not a curated record. The transcript has a single exon.
AACUACUUCACUAUCUACUUCACUAUCUAAGAUUUAAUUGAUCAGUGAAAGAGCCAGAAUCAAGUCGAGAUGGAAUCUAGCCGUGCAAACGCCAUUGCGUCGGGCCAGACGCGAUCCCGGUCGAGAUCCCGGUCGAGAAACAGAAGUAGAAGUACGUCCAGGAGACCAUCUUUGAAUAAAAGAUCCUUGAGUUCGUCAUCUUCGAUAGGUAAAUUGGACAUCACUCCAAUUGAGAUCCAAGAUAGACCAAUUCCAAGGGUAGGGAUUACAUUGGAUAAUACUUUGCCUCUUGAUUUCUUCAAACAAGACAUACUUGCAUUGACUAAGACGCUAAGAAUUAGUAAAUGGCAUAAGAAGACUUUGAACGUGAAGUAUUUGAAAGUUAAUAGAAUCAGUGGAGCCUUAACUAAUAGUAUUUAUAAGAUUGAGUAUAAUGACGGCAACAUUGAAUUGCCAUCGUUAUUACUUCGAGUUUACGGGAAGAAUUUAGACUCGAUUAUUGAUCGAGAUCUGGAGUUGGAUAUUUUGAUCAAAUUAUCAUCGAAGAAAAUUGGACCCAAAUUGUUGGGGAUUUUCUCAAAUGGUAGAUUCGAACAAUUUUUAGAAGGUUUCAUCACCUUGGAUAAAGAUCAAGUAAAACAUGAAGUUAUAUCACAAAUGAUUGGUAGAAGAAUGAAGGAUUUACAUUAUAAGAUUGAACUAGAUUCUCACGAUUAUGAAUCAAAGCUACCAAUGUGUUGGAGAUUGAUUUAUAAAUGGUUAUCAAUUAUUGAAAAAGAUAUAGUUCCAAGCUAUAUUGAGAAUAAGGUUGAUAUUGAUUCGGUUUUUUUAACUAGUUUUGAAAAUUUUAAAAAAUUGAUUGAAUUAUACAGAAAUUAUUUAUUUAAUUUAUACGAUGUUGAUAAAUUCACCGAGAAUUAUAAAUUUUGUCAUAAUGAUACUCAGUAUGGCAAUUUAUUAUUGGAUCAAACUUUUAAUCCAAAAGAUAUUAUUUUACAAAAAGAAUUACCAUCUUCAGCAGCAUCAUAUUCGGCCAUUAUCGAUGAUGAUGAAGAAGAUGAUGAUUAUGAGACCGACGAUGCCGUGGUUAUUAGUACUAGUAAUAAAAAGGAUACUAGUUUAGUAGUUAUUGAUUUUGAAUAUUCUGGACCGAACUUUCCAGCGUUCGAUUUAGAAGAUCAUUUUAGUGAAUGGAUGUCUGAUUACCAUAAUCCAGAAAAAUCUUAUUUCAUUCAUGGCGAAUUUUAUCCAAAUCAAUUGCAAAAAUUAAAUUUAAUUAAAAGUUAUAUUGAAUACGAUUUCCAAUAUCCAUCUUCAAAUUUAAAUACUAAAAUUAAAUUUAAUGAUUUCUCCAAAACUAAUGCUACCGAUUUAAUUCAAUUUGAAAUUAAAAAAUUAUAUAAUGAAACUAUUUAUUGGAGAUCAACCGUGCAAAUUUAUUGGUGUCUUUGGGGAAUUCUUCAAAAUGGUCCUUUCAAGGCAAACGAUGAUAUUAACACUAUUUCUCAAAAAUCAGAAGAACAAGGGGUCAACAGUAUUUAUAAUAUCAGUACUGGUGUUGAUUCUAUGAGUAUUGAUGACCAUGAAAACUUGAUUAUUGAAGAUGCAAUCACUUCUAGUGAUGAUGAUUUUGAUUAUUUCAAAUACUCACAACAAAAGGCUGCAAUUGUCAUUGGGGAUUUAAUUGGACUUGGUCUCAUCUCCAAAUCCGAUAUCGAUGUUCCUUAUCAUAAUAUCAUCAAGUAUCUAGAUUGUAAUCUUUUCGAUAUAUAGUU